AUGAUUGUGAUCAGCGACUUCAAAAUGCUGUGGACUGCAAGUGGAAUCUGGCGCCGCUUCUUGAAGAAGGCUUUGGAAAAGACCGUGGCAGUGACAUCAGACUACAUUGAAGUGAUGGCAGAACCGGAGGCAGAAUAUGAAAAUGGAGUGCUUGUUGGACCAAAUGGAACUGUCAGAGCAUCAAACUUCUAUGAUGAAUGGAAAGAACAUGACAGCAACAUCAGUCAAGAAGCACCAUCAAAUGAAUUCGUCGCCACCUUGGAUUUAGACAACCAUCAACAUCACAGCCGUCAACAUGCCGAAGGAGUGGACAACAAGCCCGACUUUGUCAUCGAUGCCGACGUUCUGGACACCUAG
This is a messenger RNA of Meloidogyne enterolobii, 357 nucleotides long. NCBI's taxonomy places the organism in Eukaryota, Metazoa, Nematoda, Chromadorea, Rhabditida, Meloidogynidae. The record is from the annotation of a GenBank genome assembly.